ACCUCAGAGGAGGCACAUAUCAGCUUCUUUUGUUUUGACGCGCUGUGGUGCAAGGGAUACCAAGCAUGAGAUCCCUAAGUUUGUUGCUACUCAGCGCCAGCUGCGCGCUAAUCCUUAGUUUAGCCUACGCCCAUCCCCCAGAGGGAGUGUGGAAGAAGAAACUCACCUGGAAGGAGGAUUGGGUCCAGGUGUGGAAGACCGUCAAGAAGGAGGCUUGGGAAACCAAGUGGAAAAAGGUUUCGGUACCAAUAUGGAAGGAAGUCAAGGUUCCUGUCUGGAAAGAAGAACAGGUUCCCGACUGGAAGAUCGUUAAGAAACCGAAAAUCGAAGAGCGAGAGGUGCCUGCCUGGAAGGAGGUCAAGGUGGCCGAAUGGAAAAAGGUAACGAAACCCAUUUGGGUGCCCACCAAGGUGGCCGUCUGGAAGGAAAUCCAGGUGCCCAUCUGGAAGGAGGUGCAGGUCCCCUACUGGAAGGAAAUUCAAGUGCCCAUUUGGAAGGAAGUACAGGUGGCAGACUGGAAGCAAAUGUUUGAGCCCCAAUGGGUGAAAAUGGGAAUUCCCGGUGAAAAGUUCUUGGGCAAGGAUCACGAGGGCUGGGAGUACACCAGCCACGAUCUCUGGCGCAAGAAGCUCAUCUGGAAGCCUGUGUGGAAGAAGGUCUGGCGCACCGAGAAGAAGCAGGAGUGGAAGACAGAGAAGAAACAGGAGUGGCGCACUGAAAAGAAGCAGGAAUGGAAGACCGAGAAGGUCCAAGAAUGGAAGCAGGACAAGAAGCUGGAAUGGAAGGAUGAAUGGAUCCAGGUUUGGAAGCCCGUGAAGAAGCAGAUCUGGAUCAAGGAGAAGCGCGAGACCUGGAUCGAGGAGAAGGUGCAGAUCUGGCGCACUGAGAAGCGUCAGGUGUGGGCCACCGAGAAGAAGCAGGCGUGGAAGGACGAGUGGCAGUCGGUGAACGUGCCCGUGUGGAAGGAGGUUAAGGUACAGGAGUGGAAGAAGGUGUGGAAGCCCGUCUGGGAGAAGGUGUGGGUGCCAGUGAGCCAUGGCCACGGAUGGGACUAAGUCCGCGGCAGGGGUCUCCGCUCGGCCACUUUUCUCGCUGGCCAGGCGACAGCACUGAUAUCUGAUAACUGAUCCCGCUGAUCCCCCCACAUCCCAGUACAACCCAACCUGCUGAAAUUGUUACAUAGACUUAAUGUUGAAAGGCAUCCCACUUUCGUCCUGCAUUUUGUAAAAAAGACUUCAUACCUUACGUUACCUGUUGGAAUUGCCCAUCUCCUCCCGCCCCUGUCAUCGCCGUCUCCCCCAAGUGUACAAAUUAGUCAUGCGCGCGUUUUUGUCUUUAAGUUAUACAAAAUUCAAUAAAACAACAAAAAUUAUAA
This is a messenger RNA of Drosophila eugracilis, 1375 nucleotides long. Its product is annotated as golgin subfamily A member 6-like protein 22. The record is from RefSeq and is a predicted model, not a curated record. The coding region runs from base 66 to 1055 and encodes 329 amino acids. Lineage: Eukaryota; Metazoa; Arthropoda; Insecta; Diptera; Drosophilidae. The transcript is spliced from 5 exons.